This is a messenger RNA of Bufo gargarizans (Asiatic toad), 673 nucleotides long. It is a transcript of the gene SRGN, whose product is annotated as serglycin. The transcript has 3 exons. The record is from RefSeq and is a predicted model, not a curated record. NCBI's taxonomy places the organism in Eukaryota, Metazoa, Chordata, Amphibia, Anura, Bufonidae. Bases 119 to 496 code for a protein of 125 amino acids.
CUAUGACAAAUUUGGGGUUGGUCUUAGUGGUUUUAGUCGGAAACCUUUAGUAGCUGGGGAACUAUCUAGCUACUCGUAUUCAGAGAUCUCAUCUUGAAGCUGUGAAGAAUUCUUGACAAUGAUGGAACUUCUGUUUUUCAACAGCAAGAAAAUGUUUCUCUCGUUCUGCGUUCUCCUCGUUGCUGGAAGCCUUGUACAAGGUUUCCCUACAAGGACAGAAGAAUACCAAAGGAUUCGUUGCACACCAGAAGAUAACGACAUAGGUUGUCUUCAAGAACAAGCAAUUUUUGAUCAAGCCCAAGAAAGUAAUGUAAUUGAUCGCAGUCCAAUAUCCAAGAAGGUCCAGACCUAUGUUCCAUUUUCUGCAGAAGAUCUUGGAUCAGGAAACAGCCCUUAUUCUGGAGAAGACCCUGGGUCUGCAAGUGAAUAUGCUGAAUAUUCUAACGAGAUAAAGAAUUCCAAGCAACAGUUUUAUGAGGAAAAUCUUAUUAUUUAGCUGCAGAUGAACAUCCUACUUAAAGGCAUAUGGAACGGGAAGCUGGAAAUCUUAUUGGUUCCUACUUAUAACUGGCUUCAGUUUUUGUUUUCUUUAAUGUCUGUUUCAAAACAAUUUCAAACCUUUACAGUUGAUUUUAUCUUGUUACAUUAAAAUGUAUGUUUGACUUCCGCUCUA